This is a messenger RNA of Monosiga brevicollis MX1, 654 nucleotides long. RefSeq lists its product as uncharacterized. Lineage: Eukaryota; Choanoflagellata; Craspedida; Salpingoecidae. The transcript has 3 exons. The coding region runs from base 1 to 654 and encodes 217 amino acids. The record is from RefSeq and is a predicted model, not a curated record.
AUGAAUGAGAGCAUUACCCCCGAUGCUGGGGCCAUGGCCAUUGGCGCGCCUGAUUGGCUGGAGCAUGCACCUCGACGUGACCUAAUCAAGUACAUUCGCGAGUUGCAAUUGCAAAUUGCUGCUCUGGGUGGCAAAAACUUGCCCUCGGCCUCAGGCCGCAUGCGCUCCUCCAGAUCCCACACGACCUCAUCGGUCUCAACUCGGCAGAAGCAACGCGAAUCAGCAACAAGCCUCACAUCACACUCAUCAACAACAAGUGCUCACACCAUCAUGAGCCAGAGCAGCGAGGCCAAAGACGGUGCCUCCAUCAAGUCUCGCAAGAGCAACGACAGCGAGGAUCGCCGCAAGGCACCGGUGCCAUUGGCGCGACUGCGGUCGAUUGGCUCGAUGGACGAUGUGACCAACGGCAAUCUGAUGGGCGGAGCAGGAUUGCUGAGAAGAACAUCUUGCUCACUCUCACUGUGUUCGCCCGCUGCGUCGUGUGUUUCACUCUCACUGACUUCGCCAAGUGGGGCUGAGUUUGCAUGCUCACUGUGUUCGACAGGAUGUGAAAUGGCAGCGGGCAAAAUGGCAGUGGCAGGGGGUGAAGCCGAGGGCGGAGAGGGAUCGGAAUGGGUUUGUUGUGUACCCGAUGGAUAUGGCAGCACCAUUUGA